Molecule: messenger RNA, 444 nt
Organism: Brassica oleracea var. oleracea
Lineage: Eukaryota; Viridiplantae; Streptophyta; Magnoliopsida; Brassicales; Brassicaceae
Exons: 4
Coding region: 1-444 (147 amino acids)
Source: RefSeq, a predicted model, not a curated record
AUGAAGACAACGUCUUUCUUCUUUGCUUUGUCCUUCUCAGUUUUUGCAGUGACGGUACCAUCGUGCUUCUCAGCCGAUCAACAGUAUGAGGAGUGCGCUCUGCCUCUGAGAUGCGGUCCGGAGGUUGGAAACGUUUCCCUUCGGGUCAACUCUCUAGAUUUGAAGAAUCAAACGAUAACGGUUGUUGAAGAGAGUUUGUCCUUGGGUGGUUGCCCAGAUCUAACUGUGAAUUUCACCGGGAGCGGUCAAUUCACGUUAGAUCCUCUGGGUGAGACGAUCGAUCUCUUCACUUGUCCGGCUAUUCCGCUGGUGGCAGCAGAACCCUCUCCGUUUACUUGUGAAGGAAGCAACAAAAGUUCGGUUCUGAGAGUUUCCGGUGUCUCUGCCGAGACAGACCUCACAUGUCUACGUGCAACGACGAAGGAUCAAUCAACUGGAACGUAA